AUGAGUAAAGCCCAUCCGCCAGAGUUAAAAAGAUACUUGGAUAAAAAACUGUCACUAAAAUUAAAUGCGAAUAGACAGGUAGCAGGCGUGCUACGUGGCUUUGAUCCAUUUAUGAACCUUGUAUUGGAUGAAACAGUAGAAAAAAUCAAAGAUGGUGUUGUGAAUAGUAUUGGGAUGGUGGUUAUAAGAGGAGAUAGUGUUCUAACUAUAGAAGCAUUGGAUAGGAUUGAUCAACAUUAA
Molecule: messenger RNA, 240 nt
Organism: Macrosiphum euphorbiae (potato aphid)
Lineage: Eukaryota; Metazoa; Arthropoda; Insecta; Hemiptera; Aphididae
Source: the annotation of a GenBank genome assembly